AUGACUAUGGCCAUGCACUGCAGGGCAGUCACCGCAACCGCCAGCGCUGGAGGGCUCCGUGUCGUUGGGCCUUACAGCGCCCCUGCCAGCCCCUUGCGUUCGCAAUUCACCCACAUGCACCCGCACGUGGUUCCCGGGUCGACUCUGGCGACCGCGGAGGCGGCGGAGGCGGAGGUGAUGACGGUGCGGUCGAAGCGGGGCCGGUCGGGGGUGCUGGACCUGCAGCACAUGCUGGGCGUGGACGUGCCGCCAAGGGUUAGGGGAGCCGUGUGUUUCGCUCUGUCGGAGGUGAUGUAUGACGGGGCAGUUGUCGGUCGUUGA
This is a messenger RNA of Volvox carteri f. nagariensis, 321 nucleotides long. RefSeq lists its product as uncharacterized. NCBI's taxonomy places the organism in Eukaryota, Viridiplantae, Chlorophyta, Chlorophyceae, Chlamydomonadales, Volvocaceae. Bases 1 to 321 code for a protein of 106 amino acids. The transcript has 2 exons. The record is from RefSeq and is a predicted model, not a curated record.